Molecule: messenger RNA, 1815 nt
Organism: Micropterus dolomieu (smallmouth bass)
Lineage: Eukaryota; Metazoa; Chordata; Actinopteri; Centrarchiformes; Centrarchidae
Product: coiled-coil and C2 domain-containing protein 1A-like
Exons: 19
Coding region: 1-1815 (604 amino acids)
Biological process (GO): regulation of transcription by RNA polymerase II
Cellular component (GO): nucleus
Molecular function (GO): RNA polymerase II cis-regulatory region sequence-specific DNA binding; DNA-binding transcription repressor activity, RNA polymerase II-specific
Source: RefSeq, a predicted model, not a curated record
AUGGACAUAUACAAGUCAGCAGCAGAGGGAGCCAAGAGCAAAGGGGACGAUCGAAAGGCUCGCAUGCACGAACGGAUUAUCAAGCAAUACCAGGAUGCCAUCAGAGCUCACAAAGCUGGACGACCUGUCAGCUUGUCUGACCUGCCCGUGCCGCCAGGCUGUCCACCACUUCAGGGCUCAGAGGGGGGCCAGCAGAACCUCAUGGGUGUCCUGGAAACAGCCAUGAAAAUAGCCAAUCAGGAUGCAGACGCAGAAGAUGAUGAAGAAGAGGAUGGACAAGGAAAGGCUGCCAAGCCUGCAGUGCGUCCACCCGCUCAGAAGGCAAAGUCUCCUGCUCCUCAGGCCCCCGGAGGUUCCUCAUCUCUAAAACUGGGAGCUAAAGCCCAGCAGCAAGUGGAUUUCCUGUUGCUAAGGCGACAGGCUUUUUUGCGUGCCGCGCUGCGCUCCAAACAGAUGAAGGACAUGACUGGAGCAGCGCAGCACCUCAGACACUCCAAGGGACUGGAGCCCAUGAUCACCGCUGCCAAGUCCGGCCUACCUGUUGAUAUUUCCAAGAUUCCCAGUGCUCCAGUCAGUGAGGAGGACUACUCCCUGGCUCGCUCCCGUACCUCCCCUCUCUCCCCUCGCUCCAGUGAACAGUACCACCGCCUAAUGGAGCUUUUGCGGAAGCAGCACGAGAAAUGUCUGGGCAAUUCUCAACAGCUCAUACUCUUGGGCAAUGUGGCCGAGGCUCUGAAGUUUGAGAAGCUUGUUGAGGAAUGUAUGAAGAGCAUAGAGAUACUGAAGAAUGCCCACGCGAAGGGCCAGCCAGUCCCCAAGUGCCGCACAGAAGAGAGGACCCUCAACACUGUCAAGAUCCACUCCAGCCUGACACUUAAUGACCUGAUGCUGUACAUCAUCAGAGGCAUCAACCUGCCAGCUCCCGCAGGUGUUUCACCUAAUGAUCUGGAUGCCAGUGUGAAGUUUGAGUUUCCUUUUCCCAGUGCGGAGGAGGCUCAGAGGGACAAGACCAGCACAGUAAAGAGCACAAACAGUCCAGAGUUUAAAGAGCAGUUCAAACUCAACAUAAACCGCACCCACCGAGGCUUCAAACGAGUCGUCCAGUCCAAAGGCAUCAAGUUUGAAAUCAUCCACAAGGGAGGCCUCUUUAAAACCGACAAAGUCGUGGGCACUGCUCAGCUGAAGCUAGAGGCUCUAGAAAACCACUGUGACGUUAGAGAGAUCAUAGACGUGAUGGAUGGACGUAAAGCGACAGGUGGCAAGUUGGAGGUGAUGGUGCAGAUCAGAGAGCCUUUAUCAGGAGCUGAUCUCCAGCCGGUGACUGAGAAGUGGCUGGUUGUCGAUCCUGUGUCCACCCUUUCUCCUACAGAGAGACAAAAGGAAAAAAAGGAACGGGCGCCAUCUCCUCCUCGGUCUAAACCCAAACAUGAAGCGAGCAGCAGGAGCAGUCAUUCCAGCAACUCUCCUCCACAGUACAAACUCCACAGCUUCAGCCUCCUCAGCUAUGACAGGGAGCGGCUGGAGAGAAAGAUUGCAGAAUACCGAAAGACGCGCCGGGAUCCCCCAUCUGACCUCAUCCAUCAACAUAAAGAGGUCACGUACAGACUGCAGUGGCAGAAAGCACAGCUGGAGCGAGCCUCUCCUGCUCUGCUGACAGAUUAUGAAAAUGUGCUGCAGCGCUUAGUCCAAGGACUCGCUGACUCUGUGAAGAAAUUCUCCAGCCAAGGCAACAGGGACGCUGCCAAGGACGCACUGAGCAGGUUGAAGAUGGUAGAGAGCGAGCUGGAAUCGUUAAAAAGGAAACGCACUGGAUGA